UCUGCUGGCGGGAGCGUUCAGGUAAAACAGAAGACAAUUUCAGAGGAUGAAACAAGAUACAACCAGACAUUCCACAUACACAGUGGACUGUGAAGACUAUGUGCAUGUGGUGGAGUUUAAUCCCUUUGACUCUGGAAGCCCAGGAUCAUUGAUUGCCUAUGGUGGAAACGAUUAUGUAGCUAUUGCUUCUUGUAGGUUUCAGGAAGAAGAUACCUCUGUAAAUGGUAUAGAGUUUAAGAUACUCAAAACGUUUCACCAUGAAGUAAGAGUGGAUGCUAUAACCUGGAGUCCAGAAACUAGAUGUGAUGCGUUAACUCCUAUUUUAAGAUUUUGUACAGCUGCUGGAGAUAAAACAUUACGAGUAUUCACAUCUGACUUUCAUGAAGAGAAUAAGUGCAAGGUCAUAGAUGGUCAUUCUGGCUACAUCAAUGAUGUGGUGUUCUGUUCUUGUGAAGGAAAUGAUAUUGCAAGUGUCAGUGAUGACCACACAUGCAGAAUUUGGGAUUUAGGAGGAAAUCAGAUAGCCAAGUUUAUGCUGCGAUCUCCUGGGAUGAGUGUGGCUUGGCAUCCAGAAGAAGCAUUCAAGCUAAUGACAGCAGAAAAGACCGGCACCAUACGUUUUUAUGACUUGACUACACAUCAGGCCAUUCUUUCCCUUGAGUCUAUGCAAGUGCCUCUGAUGUCUGCAGACUGGUGCUUGAAGAACACCUUCAGAGUUGGAGCAGUUGCAGGAAAUGACUGGGUCAUUUGGGAGAUGCCACGCUCAAGCUAUCCUCAGGAUAAUAAGCCUUCACAUGCUGACAGAGCAAGAUUGUUCAGGUGGUCUAAAUGUAAUGAGAACUUGUUUGCAACCACGGGAUGUCCAGGGAAGAUGAACAGCCAACUUCUUAUUCAUCAUUUAGGACACCCUCAUCCCAUCCUCAUUGGAUCUGCCUCUGUGGGAUCUGGACUCAGCUGGCACAGGACUCUGCCACUCUGUGUAGUUGGUGGUUACCGAAAGCUGUUUUUUUGGCUCACUGAAAUGUAAACUUUCAAAAUGUAUUAAAAAAAUUAUAAAGUUUGUAAUAAAGAUUUGUAUAUAAAUUGGACAGAUAUAC
Molecule: messenger RNA, 1097 nt
Organism: Nanorana parkeri
Lineage: Eukaryota; Metazoa; Chordata; Amphibia; Anura; Dicroglossidae
Gene: NUP37
Product: nucleoporin 37
Exons: 10
Coding region: 47-1027 (326 amino acids)
Cellular component (GO): nuclear pore outer ring
Molecular function (GO): protein binding
Source: RefSeq, a predicted model, not a curated record